GGGUGGAUCUCGGUAGAAACACUGAUGUUGAUGAUAAAUACUGCUGUCAUCUCAACCAGAUCACAUUCACUGCUUCAUCAUGGACUUCGAUCUGGACUCAGCUGUUGGAGAUGAUGAGGUGAAGAAGCAGGAGGGCAACGAGGUGGAGGGCAUCUUUGGGUUUGGAAAAAAAGAUAAAGACAAAGAAGAAAAAGAAAAAGAUAAAGAGUGUAAGGACAAGGACAAAGGUAGUGACAAGCCAAAGAGUGAUUGCAAAGAAGAGGAUAAAGACAAGGACAAGUGCAAAGACAAAGAGAAGGACAAGAGCAAAGACAAAGAGAAGGACAAGUGCAAAGACAAGGAAAAGAAGAAGGAUAAAGAGCACAAAAAGGGGCACGGACAUGGUCAUGGACACGGACAUGGUCAUGGUCGGGGACGUGGACGCGGACGCGGACACAGGUCAUCCUCUUCAUCCAGUGAUGAGGACUAAAGCUGAAGACUGAAGACAUAAGGGGGCCGGGGCAAGUUGUCACACAGGGAAAAUGUCCUAAGGGAUUUAUUUUUAUAGCAACUGUGAGGUUUUGAGUCAAAAAAUCCAAUUGCACAAAUGCUUGUUUUCUAGCAGUGGUUUUAUAUGUUGGUUUCAAACACCUAGUUGCACCAUUUGUAUUAAAUUAGGAUAAUGUUUUUGGAAUUUUGUCCUACAAACUAAAAUUUCAGUACUAUUAUCUUUUUAUAAAUUGGUGCGAGCUGUUACAUGAGUUCUGUGAUGUACUGCAUAUACAGUAUCUAUGAAAAUCUCCUGGUAUUUUUUUGUUUUUACAUUUUUUAGCAGUUUGUUUUACUGUUAAAGACAUUAUAUAGCCUGUAAUACAUUUGAAAUAUUAUAUUGUGGAAAAUGGAUUGAUUUUAUGUAUGUUACAAAUAAUGUUUGUUUUCUCAAAACAAUUCCCAUUCUUGUGAUUUAUCCCAUAUAUAGUGACAACAUGGCCCACUAAACAUAAGUCAACAUAAUGAACUGUAGGCUAUAUUUAUACUGGAUAAUAAUGAUAGACAUGUCCAAUAGUUGUUUCAGGUUGGUGACUAUUGAAAAAGCGACAUAAGUGACUUUUCAAAAUAAACUUUUUUGAAAUUAAUUGGUAUAAAAAG
Sinocyclocheilus rhinocerous is the source of this 1128-nucleotide messenger RNA. Its product is annotated as splicing regulatory glutamine/lysine-rich protein 1-like. The transcript has 4 exons. The record is from RefSeq and is a predicted model, not a curated record. NCBI's taxonomy places the organism in Eukaryota, Metazoa, Chordata, Actinopteri, Cypriniformes, Cyprinidae. Bases 80 to 469 code for a protein of 129 amino acids.